This is a messenger RNA of Lindgomyces ingoldianus, 1815 nucleotides long. RefSeq lists its product as uncharacterized. The record is from RefSeq and is a predicted model, not a curated record. Bases 1 to 1815 code for a protein of 604 amino acids. The transcript has 19 exons. Lineage: Eukaryota; Fungi; Ascomycota; Dothideomycetes; Pleosporales; Lindgomycetaceae.
AUGAACACUCCGAGAUUAAAUACUCGAAGGCGGAAGACCGAUGCGCCUAGGAUGGUUAGAGGAUGCAGAUCAUCAUAUGUACAGAUUGAAUACUUUAGCGAGCCUAAUACCGACCCUAUUAUUGACACCGAGAAAGCAUUGAGAACUCAACAAAAUCGAGCAUCAUCUACUGCCGAUGCAGUUGCAACAGAUAGGUAUGCAAAGAUUGGGCCGCUUACGUUCUGGAUUAUUCCAAUAUCACUAAUUUACGAACUGGAGAGUAUAGGGUACGGAUCCCCGGAGUUGAUUGGGCUGCAAUCUAUCCUCAAAGACGAAGAACCAGACUUAACAACAAUGCGCUUCGGGAUCGACCUGCUUCUCCUAUGCUUCGCAUUCGUAAGCGUGAACACCGAAGCAGUCCAGGACAAAUGCCCCAAGACCGAAUACGCAUGCUUGGAUGUAAUAAACUCAAGUCAGUGUAUUGAGCAAUUGGUUAUUGAACGCCUUGCGCCAGUCACUAAAGAAGCGAUGGUUAAAUGUGUGGAGUAUGAAGGCACUGUAACCAACUUACCAGGAGCAACUAAGUUCUGCCGAUGCCCAGGUUGGAGGCUGCGGGGAGCUCCGCCUCGGGGGGAUAUGCCGUGGCUUAUUGCGGCUCCAGUCGCUGUGCGUUGUGAAAUGAGGCAAAGAAUCUUAUUCUACCCGGGGGACCUUCCUUUCAUAAUUGAUGACUCUAUCUUACACCAUUCUUGUUGCAUCGAUAAUCAAAGAAGGGCAGAAGCCAUUAACCCCAUGUUUCGCUCACUCCAGAUAGAGACAGUGGAAUUUUCAACGAAACUGGUAUUUAAGAAAAGCAGGAGGUUUACUCAUAUCGGGGCCCUUGAAGGGCUGAAUGCUCCCGGAUCUGUCAAUUUCUUGCCCAAAGAGGGAUUGUCGCUCCACAACCAGCAAUCACUAAAAGAUUUCGGAAAGCCUACAUCUUUCUUUACUGUGGACGAGUGCAUGUCAUCGGCCGCAAGGAGAGUGGCAAAACGCGAAGAGGAUGUUGCAUGUGUUAGAAAUGAUAGUUUUAUUGAUCCCCUAACCGUAAAAGGAGCACCCUUUGACUCCGACAUAGAGGAACGUAACACAAGAGGUCUUCCAAACAGUUUCACAGGCCUAUAUUAUGGCAGGCCGGUAUGGCUGACACAUAGCGGUCUACAAUUUUUCAAACCCUAUCGUCUGUCGCACGUGUCUUACGCGAUACUAUAUCCAUACCUUACAAUACACUGGUUCAAUUCACCUUGUUUGGAUCUCAAUACCCCCUCAUGCAAGAUUGUCCAGUCGUUCGCCAAUCAAGGUAAAUCAGAGCCGGCUUUUUCUUUAAUAACGAUGAGGGAGAGCGUGGCAAUAUUUAAUGGUCGUGUACUAGGGACGAUAUCAGGCGAUACGAAAGUAAUCGAUGCUUACCGGGGUAUAUCUGAAAAUGGCGUGAAAGACCAUCUUGAGAACGGCAUUUCUUCAAUCUUUGGAACUGGUUAUCCUAAUCAAUGCGAUAGAAUACCGGUACGGAUCUUUGUACUGGACAGACUGGCACUCCAUAUUCGUCUUAGCACGACUUAUAUCUCUUCCAAUAGCACGGGCUUGGGGAUAAUCAGGGGAACACUGGCUGUCCGAUUGUUUGUCUCGGCGAAGCAUGAGCAAAUUUCCCAUCCUGGAGCUCUAGAAAAGAAAUUAAAGAACAGAAAAUGGCUGAUCAUUUACCACCUGCGUUACAAUGUGCUUGCGGCUAUUGGGCGCAUCAUUCAAGCAGACACUCUUCCAAAAGGGAUUUCCUUCACUUGUUUAAGGCUCUGA